AGUGAUUGAAUAAAGACUUAGGUAUUAUCAUUCCCCCAAGAGAUUUUGAGUUCCGUUGAUCUUAAUUAUUAAUAGGAAUAGUUCUGAAAGUUAAACUUAGGCGGUGAUCAGAAGCAGACCCGGUCCCUCCCCGGGAAAAAAAAAAAAAAAAAAGGCAGCAGCAGACGAGGAAUCUACUCUUUUCAAUUUAAUAGGGUCUAUAGAUGAACAAUUCUGCGGCUUUGACGUCGUUGGAAACAAACGUGAGAGAGCUGAAGAUGCUAGUGCUGGCUUUGCAAAUUUAACAGAAAUUAGUCACCUGGAGUUAGAUAGGUAUUACUGCUGGAACCCUUUCUCUAUUUCAUUUUCAAAACAACACCAACCCAGAAAGAAAAGGAUGAACGACGACGAUACACAACCACCGCCACCAUUAACAGAGCUUAUACUAUCGCUUGAACAAGCAACCAUCAUGGCCAAACAACUUCACACCACCACUCACCCUUCCUCUCUUCUCCAUAUCCACUCCUUCCUUCACCAAGCCAAUCAACGUCUCUCUUCCUUUCUCUCCUCUAAUACCCGUGUACCUCCACCACCGACCGCUGAAAACUCCCUCUCCUCUGCCACCGGAGCCGCCGCCCUAGCCGAUGAAAACAGCGGAGAGCCUAUGCUACUGGCUGAUGAUGAUGAAGAAGAGAUCUCCAAGACUAGUGUUGAUAAAGUUGAGGAGAGAAUGAGAGAUUGCUUUAUCAAGAAUAAGAGAACCAAGCGGCCUCUUUCGCCAUCUUCAGUGGCGGUGGCGGAGGAGAAACGGUUAUAUGAAGAUGGGUUUGUUGGGGGAGUAAAUGGAUUUGAUCCUUAUGGGGCAAAGUUAAGGGCUUUGGAUCUUGUGUACCAGUUUCAUAGCUGAGGAUGAAACACACCAAAAUGGAUUU
This is a messenger RNA of Pistacia vera, 911 nucleotides long. RefSeq lists its product as uncharacterized. The coding region runs from base 377 to 886 and encodes 169 amino acids. The record is from RefSeq and is a predicted model, not a curated record. NCBI's taxonomy places the organism in Eukaryota, Viridiplantae, Streptophyta, Magnoliopsida, Sapindales, Anacardiaceae. The transcript has a single exon.